CUUUUACUAGAGCUUGACCUCUCUCUCGAGAGUCUCCGAGUGAACGAUCCCGCCAAAGAGACUGAUAAAGAGUGAGUGUGAAAAAUCAGGAAUAGCUCCAAAACUCGUUAAGCUAAAGAUUCACCGAAGAUGAGUACUAUGAAGUUUUGUCGCGAAUGUAAUAACAUUCUAUAUCCUAAGGAAGACAAGGAGCAAGCGAUUCUCCUGUACGCUUGCCGUAAUUGUGAACACCAGGAAGCAGCGGAUAACAAUUGUGUUUACAGAAACGAGGUUCAUCACUCUGUAAGUGAACAAACUCAAAUCCUAUCCGACGUUGCUUCUGACCCAACUCUUCCUCGUACCAAGGCUGUGCGCUGCGCCAAGUGUCAACACGGCGAGGCAGUCUUCUUCCAGGCUACGGCUAGAGGCGAGGAAGGAAUGACUCUGUUUUUCGUUUGCUGCAACCCGAAUUGUAGUCACCGUUGGAGAGAAUAGAGCUGUAGAAGAUUACAUUUUUCUCAUGUAACGUGUUCUUGAGUUCCUCAUUAAGAGUUUUAAUACAUUCAAUUGGAGUAUUCUGUGUACAAGUAUGAAUACUGUGGGAGUGUUCUCGAGUUCUUGAACUUUCAGGGUCUUUUAUGAUCAAUUUGGUUCUAAAUUGGGUCUAAUUAUAAA
Eutrema salsugineum is the source of this 654-nucleotide messenger RNA. RefSeq names its product DNA-directed RNA polymerases II, IV and V subunit 9B. The coding region runs from base 130 to 474 and encodes 114 amino acids. The transcript has 4 exons. The record is from RefSeq and is a predicted model, not a curated record. NCBI's taxonomy places the organism in Eukaryota, Viridiplantae, Streptophyta, Magnoliopsida, Brassicales, Brassicaceae. Gene Ontology annotation, biological process: DNA-templated transcription; transcription-coupled nucleotide-excision repair; maintenance of transcriptional fidelity during transcription elongation by RNA polymerase II. Gene Ontology annotation, cellular component: RNA polymerase II, core complex. Gene Ontology annotation, molecular function: DNA-directed RNA polymerase activity; zinc ion binding; nucleic acid binding.